Messenger RNA from Liolophura sinensis, 882 nucleotides. RefSeq names its product heme-binding protein 2-like. Gene Ontology annotation, cellular component: cytoplasm. Gene Ontology annotation, molecular function: heme binding. Bases 134 to 733 code for a protein of 199 amino acids. The record is from RefSeq and is a predicted model, not a curated record. NCBI's taxonomy places the organism in Eukaryota, Metazoa, Mollusca, Polyplacophora, Chitonida, Chitonidae. The transcript has 5 exons.
GGUAACCCAGUGGCGAGUCUCAACUUCAAGUGGACUGACUUUCUCAGACAGCGAGAUAACAGCGUUGACUUCGUGAGAUUUCAGUUCCAGGUGUAUUAGAUAUUCUUCUUGCAGUACAGUUGCGGCAACGAAAAUGAAUUUCCUGAAGACAGCUGGUACUGUGGUCAAGUCUACAUUCACAUCAUCUGGCCUGGAGAAACCAGAAUACGAGGUUGUAGCAAAGCAUGAUGGCUAUGAGGAAAGGCAUUAUGCAGCCAGCAAAUGGGUCAGUACCAAAAGCAAAGGCAUGAAAUUAGAAGAUGCCUCUAGGAAGUCAUUUUUCAAACUAUUUGAUUACAUUCAGGGUAAAAAUGCAAAAGAGCAAAAAAUUGACAUGACUGCGCCUGUUGCCACGUUGAUAGAGCCAGGCGCCGGUCCAAACUGUGAGAGCACGUUUACAAUGUCAUUCUUCGUUCCACCGUCCAACAGCACAGACACGCCUGAACCUACGAACCCUGACCUUUUUCUGCAGACCUGGCCUGCUCAGACAUUCUUUGUCAGACAAUUUGGUGGGUUCACAAGUGAUGAAAAAUGGUUGGAGCAUGCGAAGUCUCUCGGGGAAUGUCUGACUGGCAAGGAAAAAUUCCAUGAACAAUUCUACUACACGGCCGGUUACGACAGUCCGUUCAAACUGUUUGGCAGGACAAACGAGGUUUGGUUUCUAAAGAAGGAAGAAGAACAAGCUAAAGAAUAGUCACCGUUACAUAUACUUUUGUAGUCCCUCUAAUUGUUCAGGCUUGGAAACAGUAAUCUCGGGUAAUCUUGUCCAUCUGGCAGUCAUCAAAAAUAUGUUCAUUAGGGAUAACUUGGCUGACCAUUCAAAAAUAGGACCCGAGUCUAAAC